GGGAGGGGCGGAUAAAGAAUCGGGCUCCUGCGGGGCGGCCGCCCCUCGCUCCGAGGUCACCGGCCCCGACCGGCACGGCACGGACCGGGCACCAUGGCAGCGCCGGAGAAGGAGGGGGAAGCCCAGAAGCUGCGGUUCGGACCGUGGCUGCUCAACGCCAUCAACAGCGGGAGCUACCGGGGGCUGCGCUGGAUCGACUCUGCCCACACCAUGUUCCGCGUCCCCUGGAAGCACAACGCCAGGAAGGACAUCACCAGCAGUGACCUGGAGGUCUUCAAGGCCUGGGCAAAGGUCAGUGGACGGUAUGAGGAAGGCUCCGAGGACCCGGCUAAGUGGAAGACCAACUUCCGUUGUGCCCUGAGCAGCACCCACAUGUUCAGGCUGGAACAUGACCAUUCCAAGUGUGGUGAUGAUCCCCAUAAGGUCUUCUCCAUUGUCUCAGGUGAGCCUUGCCCCAUGGAAGGGCUGUGUUGGGUGGGGUGGGCAAUCUCAGGACCUCCCAUUCCAGGUGCUCUCCUUUCAGCCACCCUUCAGGACAGCAAGGAGGGAGAUUCCAGCAUCCUGAACCCUGUGGUGGGCCAGCAGGAGGGAGAUUCCAGCAUCCCAAACCCUGUGGUGGCCCAGCAGGUGGCACAAGAGCAGCUGCAGCUGGAGCUCCACCCCCAAGACAUGGCCUCAGCAAUCACUGUUCCAGAGAGCAGGGACCCCACACAGCUCUCGCUUCUGGAGGAGCUGUUGCAGCAGUGUGACAUCUCUCCCCACAACUUUGACUCACUGGCCACAUCCUGGGUGCCCGCAGGUGGUUUCCCUGCAGGGGACACACCCUGCCAGGACACCUUGCUCCAGCCUUAUGCAGACACCAGCCAAAACAGCUGCCUCCCCCCCACAACGUUUCCACAAUGGGUGUCCACAGUGGAGCAGCCCGCCUUGGACACCUACCAACCAGUGGGCCUCGUGCCAGCAGAGGAGACAGGGGCCGUGCCACCGCCGUGCCCCCAGACGGAGGGCAUGGUCCCCGUGCGGUACGCGGCGGAGGCGACGCUGUUUGUGUCCGCUGCCAGCCCUGUGCCACAGCCACGGCUGCUGUGGGCUGACAGAGAUGGCAUCCUGGAUGUCACCAUCUACUACCGGGGGAAGGAGUUCCAUCGGGAGGUGGUUGGAGGCAGCCACUUCCUGCUGACGUACCAGCUCCCCAGCCUGGUGGAGGCCCCGUGCCCCUGGCACGUGGUGCACUUCCCCAGCCCCGCCAGCAUGGCUGACAGCAAGCAGCGGCGCAUCACCGAGGAUCUGCUGGGCGUCGCGGGGCUGCAGCUGGAGAUUCGCGCCUCCAAGGUCUUUGCCACCCGCCGGGAGAAGUGCAAAGUGUUCUGGGCCUUGUCCCAGCAGCUCGAGGGGGUCGAGGAGCCCCCACCCAACCUGCUCUGCCGGGACCAGGAAACACCCAUCUUUGACUUCAAUCAGUUUUGCACGGAGCUGAGGGACUUCCACAACGGCCAAAGGCGACGAUCCCCUGAUUUCACCAUCUACCUCUGCUUUGGGCAGGCCUUCUCCAAGGCCAAGCCUAAGGAGUCCAAGCUCAUCCUGGUCAAGCUGGUGCCCAAGAUCUGUGAGUUCUACUAUGAGCAAGUGCUGCAGGCAGGAGCCUCCUCCCUUGACAGUCACACCAUCAGCCUGCAGCUCUCUGACUCCUUUGACCUCAUGGAGCUCAUUGAGCAGUACAACAUGCAGCUGGGCUGACCCCACCUGCCCUCCUCCCCCUGGCCCUGGCACAGGCAGCAGGACCACUGGGCAUCCCAGGCUCUACAAAACAGCACCCCCCCAAUCCAAGGACAGCUUCACCCAAGGACCAGUUCUGGAGCUCACACACUGCUUUUCCCCUCAGUCAGCUUCUAGUGUGUGUUUUUGUGGAGUGUGGUAAUUUACUGAUUUCUUAAUUUUUCCAAGUUAAAAUAUAUAUGUAUAGAAAUGUA
This is a messenger RNA of Cinclus cinclus, 1970 nucleotides long. It is a transcript of the gene IRF7, whose product is annotated as interferon regulatory factor 7. Lineage: Eukaryota; Metazoa; Chordata; Aves; Passeriformes; Cinclidae. Gene Ontology annotation, biological process: immune system process; regulation of transcription by RNA polymerase II. The record is from RefSeq and is a predicted model, not a curated record. Gene Ontology annotation, cellular component: nucleus. Gene Ontology annotation, molecular function: DNA-binding transcription factor activity, RNA polymerase II-specific; protein binding; RNA polymerase II cis-regulatory region sequence-specific DNA binding. The transcript has 10 exons. Bases 94 to 1737 code for a protein of 547 amino acids.